ACACUCGAUAAUGAGGUUCAUAGUCAAUAUCAUCAAUACUUCACUUACACUACUGCAAACAGUAGCGGUGGUCUUGCCAUAAAUUAUCAUGAGUCUCUGCGCUACAUUCCACGCAGUACAGUGCAGACAUGGAAAGAGAGGGACUACCUCAUUGUGUUUGGCAUUCCAUCCAUUGACAUUGAUGAGAGACGGAGACGCCGUUAUCUGCAGCGGACUACGUGCUGGCAGUACCCCGGUGUGGCACGGAGGGCGAAUAACUUCACUGGGGACAUGUUGGUGUUGUAUGUACUUGCACGGCACCCAUCACAGGGCUAUAACUAUUCUGAGUCACUACUGAAGGAAGUGGCAGAGUAUCAUGAUAUCAUUACACUGAAUAUAAACGAAGGUGUGUCUAACUUUCCUAAAAUGGUCGGUGGAUUGGGGUAUUAUAGUUUGGAGGCUCAGAUGGGUUUAAGCCAGAAGACAUAUAUUUGGUUUGAAAUGGCAGUUGGACUUUUCUCUAAGGUGAAUUACUUUUCUAAAGGCGAUGAUGACAUGUUUCUUUAUGUACCGCAGUUUCUUGCCGACUUGAAGGUGUUACCGAAACGCUGUUUGUAUUGGGGAAUGAUUUCUGGUCCACGUUCUCCUGCACAUAUAUAUUUUGCUAUUGGGGCCUGUUACACGUUGUCUAGGGAUGUUGCAGAGACGUUUCUUUCGUAUGAGCCGACACGCCGUUUGUUGAGUCUUCCGUACAGUCACACGCGACAAUCAGAGUAUCGCUCUUUAAAUGUUGAUUGUGAGGAUACUAUGGUAGCACGUGCGUUGCAUGAAGUAAAAUCUCAGUGUUUGGUUUUUGUGAAUGAAAGUUUUUGUCGCUUUCACGAUCUUCAUUAUAAUAGCUACAAACGUCGUGCUUCAAACUCUUCUGUGUUGCUGCAUCAUCUUAAAGAGAAGGAAUAUUAUACGUUGAUGAAGAUGUUUAGCAGCAGAACAGCAGAAACAGCAAAAACGUAUAAAAAUAUUGAUGGACGUAUCAUCUUCGAUUGCUGA
Molecule: messenger RNA, 1029 nt
Organism: Trypanosoma theileri
Lineage: Eukaryota; Euglenozoa; Kinetoplastea; Trypanosomatida; Trypanosomatidae
Product: putative UDP-Gal or UDP-GlcNAc-dependent glycosyltransferase
Exons: 1
Cellular component (GO): membrane
Molecular function (GO): hexosyltransferase activity
Source: RefSeq, a predicted model, not a curated record